Molecule: messenger RNA, 3595 nt
Organism: Pungitius pungitius (ninespine stickleback)
Lineage: Eukaryota; Metazoa; Chordata; Actinopteri; Perciformes; Gasterosteidae
Gene: il34
Product: interleukin 34
Exons: 8
Coding region: 494-1126 (210 amino acids)
Biological process (GO): positive regulation of cell population proliferation; positive regulation of protein phosphorylation; positive regulation of macrophage differentiation
Molecular function (GO): macrophage colony-stimulating factor receptor binding
Source: RefSeq, a predicted model, not a curated record
GGGAGCUUGGUGCGCAAAGCGGCGUGGGUGCACGGAUCAGUUAAAGGACUUCCCUCACUCAUUUCUAAAAGCAAUUUAUAGACUCCAUUUUUGUCAGAUGGCUAUCGGAUCGUUUUUUCCUUCUAAUUCACCAAAGUUUGAUUCCAACGUGCUUUCCGGGACCCAGGGCUAAAAGCACCCUCCAGGUGCGUGUGUAUCCAUGUGCGUGAGUGCGUGAGUGUGUGCGCUGUUGGGUUCACAGAUGGGAUUCCUCUUACUUUCUGCUCGGCCACUCACAGUGUUCUUAUUGCGUGUGUGAGGCACGUGGCCCGGGCUGCAGUGGAUAGGCGAGUUGUCCAGCAUCGAUUUGGUCCAACCUGUGCAUUACAGUGAUGCUCAACAGUGCAAUGAAGACCUGAUGACCCAAUAGCUCAUGUGUGUCUCACCGAACACAGACAUCGGUGUUGUGUGCUGAGAUAUAGCACUGUGGUGACAAGGAUAUAAGCUCAAGAGUAUGGUCCAACUGUCCACAUCAGUCUACCUGCUGGGAGGCCUUUUGGGCCUGUUUCUGCUAUCACCUGUUCUGAUGGCCCCAACACCAGCCAGCAUGUGCACACCCUUGAGGACGCUCAACGACAGCCUCAGCCACAGGCGACGGUACAUGAAGCACAACUUCCCCAUUAACUACACCAUUAGGGUUCACCACAAGGAAAUCUUAAAACUGUCAGACAUCAACAGAAUGAGGUCACAGGUGAAGGGGCUGGAUGAGCUGGUUCUCCAGAGGUUGUGGUUCCAGGUCAACCAAGGCGUGUUAAAAAAGAUCAUCCGGGUAAUGCCAGAGAGGCAUCCUUCACGACCAUACACCACUGAGCUGGAAAGACGCUUUAAGGAUGUCGAGGGCGUCUUCGUACAGUCACAUCCCACUGAGGUCUUCCAGGUGGACCUUCCAGAGACCAUCCAGGACACUUGGGAUCAUUUAACUGAGGAGCCUGAGCGAGUGCCAGAGACUAACUGGCGAUUUGCUUCACCAAAGUCUCUCCUGGACAACUUGUGUCACACCAUGCAGUGCCUCUUCACUGAGUGUUUCGCCAGCACAGAGGCGCAGCAGGACUACUGUGGUGUUUCGCAAUGGAGGAAAGGCAGAUAGACGGAAGCUGAGAAGAGGCCAGCGGGGGAAAGUUGUCACUAUUGAUAUUUAUGAUGGGGGGGUUGUUCAUAUCCCUUGAGCAUUAAAGGGAGGGGUAACAGGACAAUCCACUCAAACAACAAAGUUCAGGUCUGAUCAGUGAACAUUAAAUAGUCUUUCCCAAGUCCAUCAAACAGAGAUGAGAUUGUCUUCACUUUGAUAGUUGGGUUUCCAGUUUUGAAAGACAUUUGUCCAUGUUCACUUCCAGUGUCAAAUGUCUGCCCCAAAAGCCUCCAUUGGACCUCAGAGGUUCCCCCUAGAAACCAAGAAGAAGCAGUCAGAGACAGUACUACUUUGGAGAGAUAUUAUGUUGAAAAACAUCUGCUGACUUGAACCACAGGCAGACGGCUCUUUUAGAUCAAUGAGCUAAAGUAAGCGCUAUGUACAUAAACUGAACUUAAACCAACAGGCAUACUGAUUACUACUGUUGUCUUUGUUUACAUUUUUCUUCUUUUUUUUUCAAAUUCAUCUUAGCAAGACAUGGCAUGUGAGACCAAAUAUAACUUGGUAGAUUGGGUGACUUGGCAGGAUUAAAACAUGCAUUGUAUCCAAUGAAAAAGAAAAUGCCCACGAUGUGGGGUGUGUGUAUUGUAGAAGGUCCUGGGCAGUGUAUUUUUAAAUUUGUAUUAUUUUACAUUUUGGAAAAGGCUUCCCGUUCUCAGCCACAACUGUUUUCUCAUUCUCACGAUGGUUGUUGACUAUCCAUUUCUUACCCGCAGAUUGCAUUUAUUUGCGUAAAGCGUUAUUAUCAAGAUCUGUGCCGUCGGCCAACAUUAUAUAUUCACAAACAGUCAAAAAAAGUUGGUUCAUUUUUUUUUUUUUUUUUACAUUUUUACAUGUUGCAUCCAUUAAGAAGUUUUUUAUAAUUGAUUAUUCAUGAUGACUCAAUUGGGUGUUCAAGUGUCAUCAUAGUCCCAUUAGAAUGUAGUUUAUGCUCAGGCCACAUAUAUUUAUUAUCUUUAUACAGUUAUUAUGUUAUUAAAUAGGUUUGUAUUAAAUAGUUAAAUAAUCUAAAAAGAUUAGUGCAGUUUGACUUUUGUUACAUUUCAUCAAAACAAACCAAAUUGGCAUUAGGGGGAUUUUGAGUUUCUCAUUAAAAAAUUUCCAACAUGCUGGAAAAGUACAAUCUCAAACUCAACAUCCAAAUCUUUUAGACCUUCAACAAAAACGUUUUACUUCAAAGCAAAAGGUCUUCCGCCAUUGUUUUCUGUAUGAAAUAUCCUCUCAGCUUGUGUUGGCUCUACCAUUUUAAUUUCUUUCCACUUGAGCAAUUCAACUGAAGGCCAUCUUGUUGCUGUUAAAUGAAAUGUAUUAAACUGCAGUUGAGGAAUGCAACGUUAUCAUACAUAUCAUAUUGAUUAUACUGAAGUUUAAAAGGCGCUAUGAUUGUGAGGUUCAACGUAUAAAAGAUAAUGCGAUUGCUUAAAAAAAGAAUUAGUGGCGAUGGUGGUGCAUGGAGUGGUGUGACGUGCUGGGAGCUGCAAGGUCGGCGGUUCAGAUCCCAGCCGCCCCAUGUGCCAUGUCAACGUGUCCCUGAGCAAGACACCUAACCCCUAAUUGCUCCCCAGGCAAAAUAUGACGCAUGGGUUAUUAUGCAAUAUAAGUGACUUUGGAUAAAAGAGUCAGCUAAAUGACAUGUAAUGGAAUUAGCAUAAAGCUUUGGGCAUAUAAAGCACACUAUCGGCUUUCUGGGAGUCUUCUGAACAGCCUGGGCCCAAUAUUAUUUACUUCAUGCCCCCCGGGCUCAUGUUUUGGCAGUGGCAUGUUUUUCCAUGAUAUCUCCUGGUUAAAUACCUGCAAAUUCUGAUUUGCUGGUUUAGUCAGAUGAUGUUGAAACAUUUUACUUUAUUACAUUGGACCAACUGUGUUUCUAAAAGCAGCAGAUUUCACAUUCAGUUGUUACCUUGUUGUUUUCAAAAACACACUUCACACCCUGAGAGUACAAUUGUUUUGCAACAUAUCGCUGGUAAGAGUGCGCUAAUACUCAUUAUUUUAAUUGCGUAGUAACUACUAUGCUUAAGCAAAAAUGGAGGAUUGUUGGUGCAUUGCCCUGAUGCAGCCCGUGGGUUUCUAUUGUACUUAAUUAUGUAUAACUGUAAGGUCGUCUGUUAACAUAAGAGGUGUAUUCAAAGACUCCUUGUUGUGGACAAAAAAUAUUAUUUCCCGAAGCUGACUGCAACAACUGAGAUGAUGCAUGCAAACACAAGGAUGGUUGUUGUCUGUGGUCUUUAGAGGCUGUUUUUAUACAAAGAUAUUGAAUGUAUUUAUUUUUUCUAAAUGUAUAAUACCAUGUGACAAUACUUUAAUGAAAGAAAGAUUAAAUAGAUAUUUUUAUCCACUAACCCUAUGUUGUGUUUAUUAAAGUUAGUCCUGAGAUACACUACAAUCAUUAAUUGAAUGUGUUCCAAAUUGUUUUGCAUAAUAAAAUGC